AUGGCGGCGGCUUCACUCUCAGCCACCAUUCCGAUGAAGAACCCAUUUUUAUCUAAGACCACCGAUUUUCUUCAUUUCACUUCGAGACAAAGCAGCAUUAUCAAUACCAAUAUUGGGUCCAAAGCUAAGGAAUUAGCUUUCCGAUUCUCGAGCUCAAAGGCCUUGCAUGUGCCCUUUUCCACUACCGAUAAACCCAAUACAGCUCCGACUCUCACUGAGACUUUCUCCCGGACCACCAGUUCCAAGGUGAAACGCCAUACGAUUUCGGUGGUCGUCGGGGACGAGAGUGGAAUGAUAAACAGGAUAGCGGGGGUGUUUGCCCGAAGGGGUUACAACAUUGAGUCUCUUGCUGUUGGUCUCAACAAGGACAAGGCUCUGUUUACCAUCGUUGUCUCCGGUACUGACAAGAUUCUCCGACAAGUCGUUGAGCAACUUCACAAGCUUGUUAAUGUCAUAAAGGUAGACGAUAUAUCAAUGGAACCGCAUGUAGAACGUGAAUUAAUGCUUAUAAAACUCAACAACAAUCCAACCACUCAUGCUGAGAUAAUGUGGCUCGCCGACAUCUUCCGAGCAAGCAUUGUGGAUACUUCAGAACACUUCUUGACUAUGCAGGUCACUGGAGACCCAGGGAAGAUGGAAGCUGUUCAAAGAAAUAUGAGCAAGUUUGGGAUAAAAGAACUUGCAAGGACUGGGAAGAUUGCUCUGAGGCGUGAGAAGAUGGGGGAGACUGCUCCUUUUUGGGGAUUUUCUGCUGCUUCUUAUCCAGAUCUUGAAGGUAGAUCAACUAAUGGUGGAGUUAUAAGGGAUGCAAAACUGCUAGUUGGUGGUGAUGUCAAUACAUACUCAAAGGGCGAUGUAUAUCCCGUGGAACCUUCGAACAGCUUCCCAGUAAAUCAAAUUCUUGAUGCUCAUUGGGGAGUUCUCUAUGACGAAGAUUCAACUGGGAUUCGGUCACACACUUUGUCUAUGAUCGCAAACGACACUCCUGGUGUUCUAAAUGUAAUUACUGGGGCUAUUUCCCGAAGAGGAAAUAAUAUUCAGAGUCUAGCUGUGGGACCUGCUGAAAAAGAUGGUCUUUCUCGCAUUACAACUGUUGUUCCGGGAACUGAUGAGACCAUAGGAAAAUUGGUUCAGCAACUCCGGAAGUUAGUGGAUCUUUACGAGGUGCAGGAUAUGACACACUUACCAUUUGCGGAGCGGGAGCUAAUGUUGAUAAAAGUUGCUGUGAACCCUGCUGCUCGCCGGGAAGUCCUUGACAUCGCUAGCAUAUUCCGAGCUAAAGCUGUUGAUGUGUCUGAUCACACAAUUACUAUUGAGCUGACAGGUGAUUUAAACAAGAUGGUUGCUCUUCAGGGAUUAUUAGAGCCCUAUGGAAUCUGUGAGGUGGCUCGGACUGGACGAGUGGCACUGGUGCGAGAGUCGGGCGUGGAUUCGACUUAUCUCCGUGGAUAUUCUCUCCCUUUCUAG
Hibiscus syriacus is the source of this 1467-nucleotide messenger RNA. RefSeq names its product acetolactate synthase small subunit 1, chloroplastic-like. The record is from RefSeq and is a predicted model, not a curated record. NCBI's taxonomy places the organism in Eukaryota, Viridiplantae, Streptophyta, Magnoliopsida, Malvales, Malvaceae. The coding region runs from base 1 to 1467 and encodes 488 amino acids. The transcript has 12 exons. Gene Ontology annotation, molecular function: acetolactate synthase activity; acetolactate synthase regulator activity. Gene Ontology annotation, biological process: L-valine biosynthetic process. Gene Ontology annotation, cellular component: cytosol.